AUGCCAGUGCUACGCAACGCCGACCACCCAGUCCACUCGCUGACGGAUUCCGUCGGCGCGCGGUACGGUGUCGCUGUGCUCGGCUCCUGGGCCGCUGAAGCAGCAACAUACCCAUUUGAUUUGACGAAGACAAGACUACAGAUCCAAUCAGAGGUUGCUGCCGCCAAACAUGGAUACAAGUUGGAAAACCACGGCAUGAUCAAAACAGCGGUUGGUAUAGCGAAGCAGGAAGGUGUUACCAAGCUCUGGACCGGCCUGAUGCCCAUGUUUCAACGCCAUGCUAUCUACUCAGGCUGCCGACUCAUCUUCUACGAGCAGUUCAGAAACCACUUCAAAGAUGAACACGGAAAAGUGUCACUUGGAAUCGCUUCCGUGGGUGGGUUAGCGGCAGGGGCAUUGGCGCAGCUGAUCGCGUCUCCCACAGACCUCGUGAAAGUACAGAUGCAAGCUGAAGGCCGCCGGGUCUUGCAGGGCAAGCCUAAACGGUUCUCCAACUGCAGGGAUUGUUACAAGAUGCUGUAUAAAGAAGCUGGGCUUAGAGGCUUUUGGAGAGGAGCUGUGCCCAACGUGCAACGCGCUGCCCUCGUGAACAUGGGUGACUUAGCAGCGUACGAUUACACCAAACAGUUCUUAAUGCGUGAAUUUGCUAUGGCGGACAAUGCCUUGGUUCAUGGCGCUGCUGCAUUCACUGCUGGCUUCGUGGCUGCAGUACUUGGCACACCAGCUGACGUACUUAAGACCAGGCUUAUGAACCAACCCGUGGGACCUGAUGGAAGGGGCUUAUCGUACCGAGGUAUGAUAGAUUGUCUGCAGCAGUCCAUCAAGAAUGAAGGCAUCCUGUCCAUGUACAAAGGUUUCCUGCCACUCUGGAUGAGGCUGGGACCCUGGGCGCUCAUCAACUGGAUAGCCUUCGAGAACAUCAUGUUGGCUAUAGGGGGACAUACGUUUUAG
Spodoptera littoralis (African cotton leafworm) is the source of this 951-nucleotide messenger RNA. Lineage: Eukaryota; Metazoa; Arthropoda; Insecta; Lepidoptera; Noctuidae. The record is from the annotation of a GenBank genome assembly.